UUUACAGAAAAAUGCAAGAAUACCAAAGAGAACAUGCCGAGGCUGCCAUGGAUGUUUCGGCAUAUGUAUCGAAUCCUAUUAAUGCAUAUUUAUUGACAAAACGUUUAACGACCGAUUGGAAACAAGUAGAAAACUUAAUGGCCCAUGAUGUGGGUGCAGAAUUCCUUAGUAACAUUUCCAAUUAUCGCAGUAUUUUGAAAUUCCCCUCAGAAGAAGAUUUAAAUGGAGCUGCUGUGGCAUUAAUGCGUCUGCAAGACACCUAUAAUUUGGAUACAUCAAGCUUGGCCCGAGGCGAAUUGAAUGGAGUGCAAUAUAGUACUGAAAUGUCCUCCGACGAUUGUUUCGAAUUGGGUCGCCAGUCAUAUGUGAAUCAUGAUUAUUAUCAUACCGUUUUGUGGAUGAAUGAAGCCAUGACCCGUAUGUCAUAUGAGCCACGUAACCGUUCAUUGGCUUUCUCCAAAGCUGAUAUUUUGGAAUAUUUGGCCUUCUCUACCUAUAAACAAG
This is a messenger RNA of Musca vetustissima, 504 nucleotides long. Its product is annotated as prolyl 4-hydroxylase subunit alpha-2-like. The annotation marks the transcript as partial. Gene Ontology annotation, molecular function: procollagen-proline 4-dioxygenase activity; protein binding. Gene Ontology annotation, cellular component: endoplasmic reticulum. The record is from RefSeq and is a predicted model, not a curated record. The transcript is spliced from 2 exons. Lineage: Eukaryota; Metazoa; Arthropoda; Insecta; Diptera; Muscidae.